Aspergillus clavatus NRRL 1 is the source of this 2181-nucleotide messenger RNA. Its product is annotated as E3 ubiquitin-protein ligase. The coding region runs from base 1 to 2181 and encodes 726 amino acids. The record is from RefSeq and is a predicted model, not a curated record. NCBI's taxonomy places the organism in Eukaryota, Fungi, Ascomycota, Eurotiomycetes, Eurotiales, Aspergillaceae. The transcript has a single exon.
AUGGUGCUUUCGCUCCCUGUCCCGAGUUUCUCCAGAUCCACCUCCACCUCCCCCACGCUCCGAUCCAGCAACAGCAACAGCAACAGUAACCAGUCCACGACCCUCAGCGAGGCUCUCCGCAACAAUCCCUUCGGAAACACCUCACGAUCCCGCGCCAUAGCCGCCCUCACCUCAUCCACGCAGACAGAAAACCAGCGCCAGGAGCAGGAGGAGCUCAACAACGCACUGGAGACACUGGCCCGGAUCUUCCCGGACGUGAAAGUCGAGGUCUUCCGCGAACUCUUGGUGCGGUUUGACGGCCAGAGCCGGCUGCAGGUCUGCGUUGAGCAGCUGCUCCGACACAAGAAUGAGUGGGUGGCAGGGCGAUGGAAUGUCCCAGCAGAAAGCGGCAGGCUUGACCACGACGACGGAGACGCGCGCGUGGUGCCGCCCGAGGAGCGGUUCCGGAGCGACGAGUACAAGGCUUCUGUUAAGGUGGUGCUGAGCAAGGAGUUCAGCGCGCUGAGUCGGAGUACCGUGGAGGCGGUACUGGCGGAAGCGAACUUUUGUUACGUGCGGGCGCGGCCGACGCUGAAGGAGCUGUCGAGGAGGACGUGGCGGGCGACGUUCAAUAGUCUCUUUCCUUCGUUUAAGCGCAAGAAAGACAAGGAUGAGCAUCCGAUGGUUGUGUGGCAGCGGCGAGCGGAUGGGGAGGUGGUCCCGAGGCUGAAGGAGACGGGCUGUGCGGAGUUGGACCGGGAGCUGCACGAGGCGUUGCUGGCGCCUCUGCUGCGAGCGAUGCAGGAGGUGCAGGAGGAGAGGGAUUUCCGGCUGGCGGAGGAACUUAAUGUGCGGGAAGCGCAGGACGUUGAGGCUUUGUAUGAGUGCGAAUGUUGUCUGGCGGAUGUGACGUUUGAGCAGAUUUCUGCUUGCUCAGCUAGCUCCCAUAUCAUCUGCUACAGCUGCAUACAGCGGACGAUCCAUGAGGCCCUGUUUGGUCAGGGAUGGGGGAAAUCUGUGGAUGUCGAAAGGUCCACUCUGAGGUGCAUUGCGCCAAUUGCCCAAGGGAGCAGCUGUGACGGGAGCUUGAGCCCGGAGAUCGUUAAGCGGGCCAUUCUCCUGGAAAAAGCCGGGUCGGAGACCUACCGCAAGUUUGAGACCCGGUUGGCCUCAGAGUCGCUUCUCAAAUCCCAGUUGAAACUCGUUCGCUGUCCGUUCUGCUCCUACGCUGAGGUCGACCCGGUGUACCAUCCUCCCUCCAACGGAAUCGCCUGGCGCUUUCGCCGCGAUGGGCUCCUGUCUACGGUCUUGAUGGCCAUUGUACUUCUUGAUAUGAUACCCUUGCUUGCCAUACCGCUGCUGAUUCUGUGGCUGCUGGAACCCACUGCUGUUUCUUCUAUUCUCAAAAACUCCCUACUCAAUCUCAGUCUCAAGGUCAGACCUAAACGAUUCACCUGUGCUAGUCCGCUCUGUCGUCGCGUCAGCUGCAUCACCUGUCAGAAACCGUGGCGCGAUCCCCAUAUUUGUCAUGAACCGCUUUUGCUUGAUCUUCGCGCCACCGUCGAGGCAGCGCGUACCGCUGCCGUGAAGCGUACAUGCCCGCGAUGUGGGCUGUCUUUUGUCAAAUCGUCCGGCUGCAACAAAUUAACCUGUGUCUGCGGAUAUUCCAUGUGCUAUCUUUGCCGCAAAGCGCUUGGUCCAUCCCCACCGGCAGCAGGGCAACGUCGCGCUCUCGAGGGCCCGGGAAUCAUCAACCAAGAGAAUGUCGCGCCCGGACUGGAUGGCAACGAUGAACAUGCAGAUGUCCCGGAAGGAGAUGAACCUGCUGAAGGCUAUAGACAUUUCUGCGAGCAUUUCCGCCUCAACCCCGGCUCGCGCUGUGGGGAAUGCAACAAAUGCGACCUGUACCAGGCCGAAGACGAAGAAGCUGUUGCGCGGCGCGCGGGCGAGCGUGCAGAGCGAGAGUGGCGCGCGCGGCAGGGCAUUACGGCCGGUGCUGUCGGUGUGGGUGCUCUACAGGUGAACAAGGAUUUCUCAGCCGUAGACAGCCACAAAAACACCUGGGGAAUUCCGUUGCAGGGCCAGGGCCACGGAUGGGACUACUGGCUGAACGAGGUGUGGUGUGACGGGCGAUGGAAGAUGGAAGGACAGACCCUGGUCGAUUGGCUGGUGGAGCAGGUGGUUGUUAUCGAGCAGAUAUGA